Molecule: messenger RNA, 6164 nt
Organism: Drosophila yakuba
Lineage: Eukaryota; Metazoa; Arthropoda; Insecta; Diptera; Drosophilidae
Gene: bab1
Product: protein bric-a-brac 1
Exons: 4
Coding region: 1516-4434 (972 amino acids)
Biological process (GO): regulation of transcription by RNA polymerase II
Cellular component (GO): nucleus
Molecular function (GO): protein binding; DNA binding
Source: RefSeq, a predicted model, not a curated record
UAUACACCUAAAUAGUCGGCAAACUCAGGCAUAUUUUCGCCGCAUUUCCAAUUUCUGAAGACCCCCUAGACGUGUUCCUCUAUUUGGAGCCAGGGGUACUGGUCGGUGGGGCUCGUCCACACCCUCUCCUGCCCAGCACCUCCGAAAAAUAUUAGGCCUAAGCUCGAAUCCGCACUCGCACUCGCAAUAGCAAUCGCAAUCGCAAUCGCCAACGCCGUCGCUCUCCGCUGCAUUUUCGGGGCAACUUCCGUUUCCUCACGCACGCACACUUGCCACUUGCCACUUGCAGCGACGCAUCCUUUUUACGCAACGGUAGUAGUGCAGCGGCAAAGCGCCAAAAAUUUUUGGGGGUUGCAACAACGGCGAGAGGCCGAGAACGAGAACGAGGACGAGUUCGAGUUCGAGUGCGUCGAGCAGGCCGACGAUGGACGAAGGACGAAGGACGAGCAAAGCCGAUUCCGAUUUUGAGCUCGAGGAGAGCCAAAACGCAGCGCAGGAGCAAAGGAAUGCGGUGCCGUUAGCCGGCGUUUUUUGGCGCCUACAGCUCGCCGUUUUCAGCCAUUUUCAACGGGCUCGCCUCUGCCUCUGCUUCUGCUUCGGUCGUUAUCGUUGACGUUGUGUUGUCGUUGUCGUUGUCUCUGCCGUCGGUUCUCAGCCAAGCCGCGCUGCCUCCGUCGCAUUUUCCUUUCGCAGCGCCGGCAGAGCAGUUCGCGAACUAUUCGCAACUUCGUCGCGAACUCAGUCGCAGCCUGAGAGCAACAACUACAAAGCAGUAGCAGUAGCAGUUGCUGCUGAUGUUGCUGUUGCUGUUGCUGCCGCUUCUGCUGUUGCCAUUGCUGUUGCUGUUGCUGCAACAUCAACGUUGCCCCUCAACGGCCCUCAGCUUUCCACAGGCACAGGCACACAGGCACACAGGCACAGCACAGCACAGCCACACAUCCACAUCCACUUCGUCGUGGGCCAUCGUCGUCGUCGUGUGUUAAGUUUGUUUUGAGUUUUUCCGUAUCAAAAUGUGCAAAACGAUUUCAGUCUAAUUCAGACGCUCGUGCUGAGAAGACUUUUGGCCCUGUUUGUUGGCCAAUACAGCCAUAGAACACUGAAACCGAAACAGAAACCGAAACAAAAACACAAACGGAACUGAAGGCACCCACUCAAUACUGAACACUGAACACUGGACACGACGACGAGAACCGAAUUGAACUGAAAGAACGAGGCGGGCUAAUUGCCAAAUGGCCACGUAGUGCGCGUAACGUAACGAAUACGUUAAACACCCAUACACACACGCCCAAAGCACACGCACACAUAGACAGGCACGCACACAGAUACUCACAUGUACAUGCCCACUCUCAGUUGAGCGUCGUAAUUGUCGCGGAUUUUUUGAAUUGUCGAAUGCCUUCUUAAACGCUAUGUGAAGAGCGAGUCGCGUAACGAUUAACGAUCGCGUAACGCUUACGAUCGCCGGUGAUCAACGAUCCACGAUCAACGAUCCACGAUCCACGAUCAGCUGUAGACAAAAUGGCGUCGACGCAGGCGGAAACGAGUGUCGGCUUGGCGCCCGAACAGGGACCAGUGGCUCAGAGGCAGCGCAAAGGACCGGGAUCGGGCGGUGGUUCGCCCAAAAGCAACAGGAGCUCGCCCACUCAGCAGGAGGAGAAGCGUGCGAAGGGCGAGGAUCGCACCUCACCCACUGGCGGAGCCAAGGACGAGGACAAGGAGAGUCAAGGUCAUGCUGGAGCCGGAGGGGCAGGUUCUUCGCCCGUGAGUUCGCCACAGGGCAGGAGCUCGUCGGUGGCCUCGCCCAGUUCCACCUCCCAGCAGUUCUGCCUGCGCUGGAACAACUAUCAGACGAACCUGACCACCAUCUUCGACCAGCUGCUCCAGAACGAGUGCUUCGUGGACGUGACCUUGGCCUGCGAUGGUCGCUCCAUGAAGGCGCACAAGAUGGUCCUGUCCGCCUGUUCGCCCUACUUCCAAACGCUUCUGGCCGAGACGCCCUGCCAGCAUCCCAUUGUGAUCAUGAGGGAUGUGAGCUGGUCAGAUCUCAAGGCCAUUGUGGAGUUCAUGUACCGCGGCGAGAUCAACGUGAGCCAGGACCAGAUAGGUCCACUGCUCCGGAUAGCUGAGAUGCUGAAAGUGCGCGGUCUGGCGGAUGUGACCCACAUGGAGGCGGCCACGGCAGCCGCGGCUGCCGCUUCCUCGGAGCGAAUGCCCUCCUCCCCCAAGGAGAGUACGUCCACUUCCAGAACUGAGCAAGAGCGGGAACGGGAGGCCGAGGAACUACUGGCCUUCAUGCAGCCCGAGAAGAAGCUACGCACUUCGGACUGGGAUCCCGCCGAGCUGAGGCUUUCCCCACUGGAGCGCCAGCAGGGCAGGAAUGUGAGAAAGCGCCGCUGGCCCUCGGCGGACACCAUAUUCAAUCCACCCGCACCACCCAGUCCACUGAGCAGCCUGAUAGCCGCCGAACGGAUGGAGCUGGAGCAAAAGGAAAGAGAGAGACAGAGGGACUGUUCGCUGAUGACACCACCACCCAAGCCACCACUGAGCACUGGCUCCGCUGUGGGAGCCUCGAGGCGCUUGGAGACCGCCAUCCACGCCCUGGACAUGCCCUCGCCGGCAGCCACGCCGGGACCCCUCUCCCGAUCCUCGAGACCCCACUCGCAGAGUCCCCAGCAGCAGCAGACACAGCAGCAGAGUCAGCUUCCCUUGCCGCUGCCCCUGCAUCCGCACCACCACGCAUCGCCCGCCCCACAUCCCUCCCAGACCGCCGGAUCAGCCCACCAUCCGCCAUCGCCGGCUGGAGACUCCCGCUUUCCCCUCGGACCCGCUGCCGCCAUGGCCGCUGCCAUGGAACUCAGUGGCCUCGGUCCCGGUCCGCCCGCUGAGCCACGCCUACCUCCUCCACCACCGCACCACCACGGCGGAGGUGGAGUGGGUGGCGGGGGAGUAGGCGGCGCAGGUGCAGGCGGAGUAGGUGCAGGCGGGGGAUCCUCGCUCGCCGAUGACAUGGAGAUCAAGCCAGGGAUCGCGGAAAUGAUCCGAGAGGAAGAAAGGGCCAAAAUGAUGGAGAACUCGCACGCCUGGAUGGGCGCCACCGGAUCCACGCUGGCAGCAGACAGCUACCAGUACCAGCUGCAGUCCAUGUGGCAGAAGUGCUGGAACACCAACCAGAACCUGAUGCAUCACAUGCGCUUCCGGGAGCGAGGCCCGCUGAAGUCCUGGCGACCCGAGACCAUGGCGGAGGCCAUUUUCAGUGUGCUGAAGGAGGGCCUCUCCCUGUCGCAGGCCGCCCGCAAGUACGACAUCCCGUAUCCCACAUUCGUGCUCUAUGCCAACCGGGUGCACAAUAUGCUGGGGCCCUCCAUCGACGGCGGACCGGACUUGCGGCCCAAGGGGCGUGGCAGGCCGCAGAGAAUCCUUCUGGGCAUCUGGCCCGAUGAGCACAUUAAGGGCGUCAUCAAGACGGUGGUCUUUCGCGACACCAAGGACAUCAAGGACGAAAGCCUGGCCGCCCACAUGCCACCCUACGGUCGACAUUCGCCCGCGUUUCCCUUGCAGGACCUCCCUCUCAGCUAUCCCGGAGCAAGUGGCGGCUUGGCAGGGACGCCCAGCUCCAUGGCCUGUCCCAAUGGCAGUGGACCGCAGACCGGAGUUGGCGUAGCCGGAGACCAGCACAUGUCGCAGGAAACGGCCGCCGCGGUGGCCGCCGUGGCGCACAACAUCCGCCAGCAGAUGCAAAUGGCAGCGGUUCCGCCCGGCUUAUUCAAUCUGCCGCCGCAUCCGGGAGUGGGCGGUGGAGUGGGCAGCGUGCCCGGCGCAGGUGGAGGCAGGGCCAGCAUAUCGCCGGCACUGAGCAGUGGCUCCGGGCCCAGGCACGCGCCCUCGCCCUGUGGACCAGCGGGGCUCCUGCCGAAUCUGCCGCCCAGCAUGGCCGCCGCUCUGCACCACCAGCAACAGCAACAGGCUGCGCACCACCACAUGCAGCAGCUGCACCUGCAACAGCAACAGGCACACUUGCACCACCAUCAGCAGCAGCAGCAGCAGCACCAUCAGGGCGGCCAUCAGGUGGGCCACAAGCCCGGUUUCGGUGCCAGCUCCAGUUCCUCAGCCUCCUCCUCAAUGGGCCAGCACCAUCCGCCCAAGGCCAAGAGCAGCCCCUUGCGCAGCGAAACACCUCGGCUGCACUCACCUCUCGGCGAUCUGGGCCUGGACAUGGCCAGCUACAAGCGCGAGUUCUCGCCCAGCCGCCUCUUCGCCGAGGAUCUGGCCGAGCUGGUGGGGGCCAGUGUCUCAUCUUCCUCAUCCUCGGCGGCCGCAGCAUCGGCUCCUCCAGAAAGAUCGGCGGGAGCAGCUUCCGCAGCCGCAGGCGCUGAUGCACCCAGUUCCUCGAGCAGUGGCGGCAUCAAAGUGGAGCCCAUCACCACCACUAGCGAGUGAAGAGGGGAGGUGAAAUGAAGGAAAUGAUAAGUGAAUGUUAAGAAAUGAUAAUGAGUGAACUCAAAUCAGAAGCUUCGGCAGCUUUACUCGGCUUGUGUGAGCCUACGCCUUGGUUAAUUUAACGAAUUUAGAUUGUUUAUUAUUUUGAAAAUGUUGUAACAAAGUAUACGUGAAAUCUGCAAGCUGCAUUCCGUGAUUUAUUUUAAACACUGUCCAUAGAAUAAAUUGAUUCAAUUUAGCCCGAGGAAACCGCAUUAGGCAUUACAACCAGAUAUUGUACACGAGUUUCUUAUAUUACAUGAUAUCACAUAUAUCACAUUUCAAGUAAGCCCUAUAACUAUGUGUAAAUAAACUAGAGUAAACGAUAUAUACGUUUCAAAGGUUUCCUCCAAUCUUUGUGUUUUGCAAUUGUGUUUAAGCAAUUCCUAAACUUGAUAUUCAAUCGAAUUUACAAAUAAGCUUUAACCAUGUUUAGUUCACCACAUCAAAUUGUACAUUGCAAGCGAGUUAACCAAGGUAUAGGCUAGCAUGUGCCGGUUUUACUCUAGUUUCCUCCACGCGAUCUUCGCCACCUAGUUUCUAUUCCUAGCGUACUUACUGAAUCAAAAUUAAAAGUAUUAUUAUGUUAUAGUCCAUCAGUCUAACUAACUAAAUAGCGACCGAUCUCUUUAGUUGUAAGCUACAGCGGAGGUGGAAGUAGAAAACCCGGAACAUUCCACAAACCAUCCGAAACAGAUAACGAACUUUCAAUUGUGUUUCAACCGAAACAGAAGCAGGAUCCAAACCCCAGCAAUAUUAAUUUAAUAUUAAUGCAAUGUGAAGUGAAGGAAAUCAAAAGAGUUUAGGCGGAUUUAACUUGGUAAUUGUGUGCCCGAAUUUUGUUUAGUCUUUAAUUUACGAGAAGCGAGAAAGAAAAUGUACAAAAUUAUCUAAAAAUGGAAACCGAAGCAUGUGGCUUCAAACGCAAAUGGAAUCAACUAAAUUUAAUGUUUAGGCUUAACUUAAAAACAAGAAAUUCACAAAAAAUGCCUUUCGGAAUUAAAUUCAGCGAUGAACACACCGCAAACAAAAUUUGUAAAAAGCAAACAAACAAAACACGUGAACUUUUUUAACGUAUUUACACAAGCGAAAUUUUUAGACAAAAUUUAGAAGCAACAUUUUUUAUACCGAGCUCUGCUGCAAUCCCGCCAAACUUGAGGCCCCUGAUUUGACAUUAUUGGAAACCCGACGUAAGCCCCAGAAUUAACCCCCCAACUACCCACUAGAUCCCCUUCUAAAGUGCCUUUUCUAGCCUUAAUUUGGACUCUGCUCCACUUCUGACCCGGCCAAGAGCGAGGCCCAGGACUCGCAGCAGGACUCGAGGGUUUAUUUGACAAGUCUGGCGACAUUAUGAUAGGAUUGAGUAUCGAGAGAAACAUACUCGUAAAUGUAUAUCGUUUGGUUUUACCCCUUUAGGCGUACUUUCGGCAGCGUUUGGUUUGGCAAGCACACAAUUGAUUAAUCGGACGAGAGUUAAUUACGAUAAUGAUAAACACUAAACACAACUAUUUUUGCAUACGCAAGAACAUCUACCAUAGCCAUAGCCCGUAUAUAAACACACGAUAUAUAAGUAUCUAUGUAAUCCCGGUCCCCCAAUAGACUUUGAUGUUCCACACGUAUCGAAACUUAACGAAUUACUUUCGGAAUAGGAUGUAAUAUAAACAAUGGCAAGAGUUAGCGGCUAAAAUCUA